AUGAGUGUUCAAAAUGUUUUUGGCUAUGUUACUGGGUGGGUUCAAAAUGUUAUGUUCCGUCAAACUUUGAUGCGUGCAGCCAUCAAAAGAGGAAUUAUCGCAGGUGCAACUAAUAAUAAAAAUGAUCAUUAUCGAGUUGAUUUCUCAAUGAAAGGACCAGAGCCAAAAAUUAACGAACUACUUAAUGAGAUAAAAUCAGGAAAAGUCCUAAACUCUUGGGGCGCAAGAGCUUUAGAUGUCAAAAUUACUGAUUCUGGUAAAGAUCCGCUUGAGCAUAAAGUUAAUACCACUACUGUUGACACAUUUAACUGGGACAAAGAUGUUGAGUUUUAUUUAUAA
Trichomonas vaginalis G3 is the source of this 339-nucleotide messenger RNA. RefSeq names its product acylphosphatase family. The transcript has a single exon. The coding region runs from base 1 to 339 and encodes 112 amino acids. The record is from RefSeq and is a predicted model, not a curated record. NCBI's taxonomy places the organism in Eukaryota, Parabasalia, Trichomonadida, Trichomonadidae.